ACCCAAUCUGAGCGAGACGCAGCGCCUAACACGAGGUCGGCACGGUCGCCAACGCCUAGGACGGUAGAUCGGGCCUCCGGCCUACCCGAUCACCCCUUGACCUCCCAAUCUUUCAAUGCAGAUCCUCAUCACCAUAACAAAAGUGCAAAUCUUCACACCACCUAAUCACCCAUGCUUAGCACACAAAUAGCCUCGAGUUAUCUCAGCGCGGCAUAUAAAAGGGCAUAUAGCCCCCACAUAUGUUUCCACGCUAAACCGGUCUAGUAUUAGUAAGUACUACUACCGAGGUUGCAACAGUUAGCUUUCCAGCGAUUCCAUAUCAUUGACCUGAGCUGCCUCUCCCGUCGAGAGAACGAUCCCUGCAAGCAAAGCAAGGAGAGGCGAGGAUGAAGGUGCUGUGCGACGUGUGCGCAGCCGAGGCGGCCUCGGUGUUCUGCUGCGCCGACGAGGCCGCGCUGUGCGACGCGUGCGACCGCCGCGUGCACCGUGCCAACAAGGUCGCCGGCAAGCACCGCCGGUUCUCGCUGCUCAACCCGGCGCCGUCCGCGUCGCGGUCAACGCAGCAGCCGCCUCCUCCGCUGUGCGACAUCUGCCAGGAGAAGAGAGGGAUCUUGUUCUGCAAGGAGGACAGGGCGAUCCUGUGCCGGGACUGCGACGUUUCGGUGCACACGGCCAGCAAGCUGACCAUGCGCCACACCCGGUUCCUGCUCACCGGCGUGAGGCUCUCCGCCGAGCCGGCCGCAUGCCCGGCGCCGCCGUCGGAGGACGAGAAUAGCAGCAGCAGCUUCUGCUGCAGUGCCGGCGACGCGGCCCCGCCGGCGCCCGCCACGAGCCACGGGAGCGACAGCAGCAGCAUCUCCGAGUACCUGACCAAGACGCUGCCCGGGUGGCACGUCGAGGACUUCCUGGUGGACGAAGCCACUGCCGCCGCCGCCGCCGCCGCCGCCUCAGCGACUGCUAUUGGCGUCUCCGCGGACGCAUCGUAUCAGGGAGGGCUAGCUCGGAUCGGCGGGCUGCAAGACGGCUACUCCGCGUGGAUGGCGCAGCAGCAGCAGGUGUUCGGCGACAGCGCGGUCGCCGGCGACGCCCGGGCAAGCCGGGAGCUGUGGGUGCCGCAGAUGUACACGGAGCUGGCCGGCAGCAAGAGAUCCAGAACCACGUCCGCUUCGUACUCUUACUGGUGAAUGAACGGAAGACCGUGCCAUCUGUAUUAUGCAUCGGCUGGUGUACUACUACUUGUUUCGGGCCUAAUUAUCUGUGCAUUUUUGCGCUUCCGGGCGUCCUCGUCCCGGUGGAUGCUUGGGAGUGUUUGUGCUUUUUAGGUAGUAGAGAAAAGCUCCGCGUCCUUGUUCCUGUC
Phragmites australis (common reed) is the source of this 1357-nucleotide messenger RNA. Its product is annotated as B-box zinc finger protein 20-like. Bases 387 to 1184 code for a protein of 265 amino acids. Gene Ontology annotation, biological process: regulation of DNA-templated transcription; photomorphogenesis. Gene Ontology annotation, cellular component: nucleus. Lineage: Eukaryota; Viridiplantae; Streptophyta; Magnoliopsida; Poales; Poaceae. The record is from RefSeq and is a predicted model, not a curated record. The transcript has 3 exons. Gene Ontology annotation, molecular function: zinc ion binding.